Messenger RNA from Brassicogethes aeneus, 2442 nucleotides. Lineage: Eukaryota; Metazoa; Arthropoda; Insecta; Coleoptera; Nitidulidae. The record is from the annotation of a GenBank genome assembly.
AUGUCUAACUUAGGAGAUCUGUAUAAAGAUCUCUUUGUAGAGUACAAAAAGGGUAAAAAACCCAGUGUGGCUCAGAAAGAAUUUAAUGAGUUGUGGGCUGAUACGAAGCAGAAACACACGACUAAAGAAGACUUUAAAAAAUGGGCAAGUAAUCUUUUGGUCGAGUACCGCCGAAAAAACCAAGCAACAAAAUCUUCCAAUAUCCUCUACUACUACUCUUCUUCUAGAAAGGUGGUGGUUUUUACUGCUAACAUCAUCUAUUUUCAGAGUGAUAGCGAAAAUGUUCCCAUUAACUUGACAGUCUUACCCAUUGAACAAAGUCGUACGUUGUGCCCCUCCAAACUGGAUUGUACGAAAACUAUUCAAGUCAAAGAAAAUGACACCAAUCAAACCACCUCAGGUGCUCUAAAGCGCAAAGGUCAAGCCGCCGAGUGUGGUGACGAGGAUACAACGAAUGCCCCAAGUGUAAGCACUUCUACUGUGCAGCCUGUACGUGCAACUCCUGCACAGGACAAGCUAAAUAAUCAGAUUGCCCUUCUUCAAGGAGAACUUGACUUACUUAUCCGUCGUAGAGAUUCUUUAAGCGCUGAUGGAGAAGAGCAACGUCAAUUGAAGAAACUACGCGAUAAAAUUGAUAGAUGUAAAAAGAUACUACGAAAGAAAGAGCAGCACAUGCGUCACUCUAAAAAACACAGGCUUUCAAUAAAAUCAAAAAUUGCACUUGCUUGCCGUGACAGCCCCAAUGUAGCUAAUCUUUUCAAGGUGCGCUCUACCGCAGGCCGCCCACGCUUAGAGGAGGAACAACCCGAGUUACUGAAGACUAUCGUCGAUUUGGCAAUGUUUGGUGCUUCUGCGGAGGAACGACGUCGUUCUGAGAUCGUGCGCAGUUGCCGAACACUCACGGAUCUUCAUGACAAACUAAAGGAGCACGGGUUUAAAAUUUCGAGAAAUGGUACAUACCUUCGACUGCUCCCAAAAAAUUAUAGCACCUUGGAGGGUAAGAGACAUGUAGUCACAGUACCUGUCAAACUGAGCCGCCCUGAGGCGGACCAUCACAAAGCUCACCCCGAUCAGCAUUUUUGUGUCGCCACAAUAAGAUCCUUAGAAACCGUGGCAUCUAUUCUAGGGCCAGACCAAGUGUUCUUUCUGUCGCAAGAUGAUAAAGCCCGCGUACCCAUAGGCUUGACGGCUGCAAAUAAACAAGGUCCUUUAUUGAUGCAUGUCGAAUAUCGGGUAUCAUUGCCUGAUCAUGAUUGGGUAAUUGCCGCGAAGCAUAAAUUAAUCCCCAGUGUAUACGCUGGGUGCAUCAUUAAAGCCAAUGAUAUGGGCCGCCCUGAAGCAAUAACGUACUCAGGGCCAACAUACGUGGCUGUUAGAAGCGGCAAACAUUCUUCAUCGACAGCUUUAUCGCAUUCUGUUGACUUCAACAGGCUUGCUACUCUGGACACUUUUAAAGAAAUUAUGCGGAAUGAAGAAGGAAACCUGAAACCAGUUGUCUUGAUUUCAUCUGAUGGAGGACCUGACGAAAACCCGAGAUAUGCGAAGGUUAUUUCUCAUGCAGUAAACCACUUCGUCGAACAUGACCUAGAUGCAAUAUUUGUUUUUACUAAUGCGCCUGGGAGAAGCGCGUUCAACCGCGUUGAGAGAAGAAUGGCACCUUUGAGCCGGGAAUUGUCAGGCCUUAUACUUCCUCAUGAUUAUUAUGGCUCCCAUCUAAAUGCACAAGGAAAAACUAUAGAUCCUAAUCUUGAAAAAAAUAAUUUCCAGAAGGCUGGAGAAGUACUUGCUGAAGUAUGGAACUCUAUGGUUAUCGACGGCCAUGACGUUGUCGCAGAGUACAUCGAGCCCAAUGACAGUGCUGAAAGACUUAUUCCAGAUCGGCCCUCUCCGCAGUGGUAUAGCGAGCAUGUUCGAGAGAGCCAGUAUUUGCUUCAGUCGUCCUGUGGCCCAUGUAUUCCGAAGCCUGAAGAGCACGACGGCAAGCAGUUUGCACCAUUUCUAUUGCGCCAGUCUCUUAGUAUUACUCCUACACAUGAAGGUUUUGACAAAUUACCUUAUGACCUUUAUUGUCCAAGCCUCAAGGAUGAACGUCAGCAACUUGUAGGAAGAAUAUGCAAGCGGUGUGGGUUGUAUUUCUGUACAAAGAAGAAUGCUCAGGCUCACAGUAUUUCUCUUCACUCUCGAACUUCAGAACUGCUUAAUAUUAGUACAGAGACGCAAAAAGUUUGUCCUAUUCGCAUCAUAACGCGACGCUCGGUCGCUUCUAAGGAUAUUCUCUGCGUGGUACGCGAAAAUGAUGAUGCCGAGUGGCUCGAUGAGGACGAUAUAUAUCUGUCUGAUCUUCGGCUAAAAGAAGUACCUACAGCCGAGCAGGAUGCUUGUUCACUUGUUACUUUGGAAAACAAUCAAGCAAACAUAUGGCCCGAGGAAUCUUUCAUUUAA